AUCGUCUUGUAUAUGAAAAUUAAAUUUUAAUAAAUACAAAAUUACAAAUUCAAUAAAAUAGAUUGCUUUUCAUUAUAAAGUUAUACAAAUAAAGAAAAUGCGUAAAAGAGUUUUUAUUAUUUUUAUAAUUUUAAUGCAAUUGACACUAAUUCAAAAUUCGAAGUAUUUAAAAAGUAGUCCGAUAAGGAGAGAAUAUUUUAAAUAUUUGACUCAAGUAGUAAGUUACAUUUGCCAUCAAACAGGAUGGCACUCAAUAAAUAACGAUUUAUUGAUUCAGGACUCAGGCAAUGUUAUUAGCGUAGAAGAGUUAUCGGCAUUAAAAAUUGAUGAGAAUAAUUUUUUGCGUAUUUUCAGUUACAUUGUAAGUGUAUUUAACUUUAAAUAUAUAGAAAUACUGCAGACUUUCGUUGAACACAUUAAUAUAAUAGUAGAAGAAUGUAUAAAGUAUUUAACAGCAAAAUUCUUUUACAAUUUUAUUAAUUGCACAUCAUUACUUGAAAUUGGAAUGACGAAAUCUACUGCGAUGUUCAAUAGCAUAUACCAAGUAAUGUGGUUUCUGAGUUAUUUAGAUGUUAAACGUAUUUUUGUAAAAAUUCCACGUAACCCAUAUACUGUAGUUGAUGAAGUUUAUUUGGUUAAGCAAUUUAUAGAUUCCAUUCAGAUAAAAGAUCAGACUUGUCUUGUAAGCAACCAAGAUGAAAAUAAUCAAUCCAAAAUCAACGAAGCGCUACUAGUUAUUUCUAAAACAAAAGAACUUAUUAAUAAUGUGACUGAAAGAGCAAUUUCUGUUUUAAAUGAUAUUAGUACAGUAUUUAUUAUACCUCAGCGACCAGAUUUAAAGUAUAAAUACAAAGAGGAAUAUUUAUCCCAAAAAUGUAUUGAAAAUGAUUUCUUUUUUUUCGUAUUAAAAGGUCUAAAUUCAUUUUAUACAAACACAAAGGAAAAUUAUUACGAUAAUUUCAACUUCGACAUGUUACUGAACCCUAAUGCACAUAAUAUGCAACAUCUGAUACAUCCACAAGAAUAUUCUUUAACACGAUUUACUGACAUAACAACUUUAAAAAUACUUGUCGAAAAUGGAGAAUGGAAAACUGUCGAUCACAUAUCAAUUAUUCAUCAGGGUCAAGUUAUAAGUGCAAAUCGCAUAGUAAGAGAUCCAGUUAGUGUACAUGGUUUUAAUCUCAAAAAACAAUACAUAAUACAAUUAUUGAAUUGUAAGUUCUAUGAAAUAUUUUCGAAUUAUUUGUCGUAUUUAUCUCCGAUUAUACACUUUUUCCAUGAUGAAAAACUAAAAUUAUUUGAACUUUCUGAUUCAAAUAUAUUAACAUACAAGAACUGUAUAAUAAACUUAUUUGAAACAAAUAAAAGUACAGAAUAUUUUUUCAAUAAAAUCUUUUCGGUAGUCAAAAAAUUAAAAAAUGCAUCAAUUUGGGAAGUUAAUAGUGUUCAUAUCUCAUUAUCAUUCAUAGAAAAUGUAUUAAAUCUUAUUAUGGAAACGUUUCAUUGUUUGUAUGAAGAAUUAUUUAAAAAUAGAUUAGAAAAAUUUCACAUAACUAGGGUAAAUCUGUAUCUAAAAAAUAUGAUAGAACAAAGAUCAAUUUUAAAUAGGCAAUUAUAUUAUAAAAUGCGAUGUAAAAAACGCUGUCAAUUUAUUGGGAAAUCUAGUCCAUUUAUUGGUAAUCCUGAAGAAACUGUCAAGAAAAAUAAUCAUUUAAAGAAAAUUUAUACAAAAGCCGAUUAUCAUAAUGUGUGUAUGGAAUUAUCCACAUUUUGUAAAAACUUCAUUGACAUUGAUUUUAAAGAUAUGGGAUGGCAUAAAAUCUUAUGAAACCGAAUUAUACUGUUUAUUAAUUUCUUAAAAUGUAUUAGUUAUUGUCAUUUAUAUUAAAAAAAUACAAUUGUAUUAUUUUAAAAAUCUAAUUGUUUAGUAUGGUUUAUACAUUUUACAGGAUUAUAAACUAGUUUCUUCGAUAUUUUAUGUAUUAAAAGUUAAAUUUGUCCUUGAAUACAAUUUUAAUAUAUUUAAUAAAUGUUUAAUAUUUAUA
Messenger RNA from Daktulosphaira vitifoliae (grape phylloxera), 2045 nucleotides. RefSeq lists its product as uncharacterized. The coding region runs from base 98 to 1828 and encodes 576 amino acids. NCBI's taxonomy places the organism in Eukaryota, Metazoa, Arthropoda, Insecta, Hemiptera, Phylloxeridae. The transcript has 3 exons. The record is from RefSeq and is a predicted model, not a curated record.